This is a messenger RNA of Physcomitrium patens, 3833 nucleotides long. RefSeq names its product alpha-xylosidase 1. Gene Ontology annotation, molecular function: carbohydrate binding; hydrolase activity, hydrolyzing O-glycosyl compounds. NCBI's taxonomy places the organism in Eukaryota, Viridiplantae, Streptophyta, Bryopsida, Funariales, Funariaceae. Gene Ontology annotation, biological process: carbohydrate metabolic process. The record is from RefSeq and is a predicted model, not a curated record.
UGAUUCCGCUUGAGCUGGCGCGACGAAAUCUCUCUCGGACAUCGAGUCCACCAACCUCACGACACGACGCCAGCGAUCGUUGUUUCUCGCACUUUCAAGCUGACCCAAGAUCGGGAUCAACCGUCCUCUGGACCCACGUUCCGUUUUACCUCGUUGAACCCAUGCAACAGCGCCACCGGUUAAUGAGGUUGGUUGCGCAUUCGACGGCGGUCAAUAUAAGAAACUGGUGGGCUUGCCGCAAAUGAAUUGUGAAAGUCUCCUCUGAGUCGUGCACGUUGCUGCUCCUCGUAGUUUCAAGCUGACCCAAGUUUAUCCUCUUCUUUCAUCUCUUUGACGGUUGGUCGUGGGAGUCCAUUCAGAAACAGAAAGAGCUUUCGCGUGGCUGUCUUGGCUUCGUGCCGCUUCAGUGAGCUGCAACUGAGACUUUAAAUUUCUUGAUAGGUCAGUUGAGGGGUCUGUGAUAAUCAGAGCUCAUAAUAAUCCAUGGGCUCUUAUUGAGACGGUCAUCUGCUGGCACUCAGUGACGAUGCAACAUUGAGUUUAUUGUCCCUGUGGACGCAGCAGCGUCAGAAUCAUGGAACGUUCAUGACUUGUUUUGGAAAUUUUGCACCGGUUUGUUAUAUAGGCAUCCUCAUUCAGUCCGUCAAUCUGUAAUAUACUAUGCUUGCUUUUUGCUAAAUCCUUGUAUAUCUGUGAGUCCAACUCCCGUCUGGGAAGCGUUCCGCCGUCGGAUAUUUCGAAAUGGAAAUGAAGAGAUUAUUAGUUAGUUUCGUUUUGCUGUGGCUCGCGACUGUGGCAGCUGCUGCCCCUUUCGCAAUCCUCAAAUCCCUGGGAAGGGGUCACCGAAUGAAGUCAUUAUAUGAAUUCGAAGACGGGUCGGGGUUUGUGGCUGACUUGGAGGUCAUUCAACACACGGACACCUACGGUCCUGAUGUCGGGGCCCUCCGCAUCAUUGCCAGGUACAAUGCCGACGAACAAAUGCACGUCCAUAUCACGGACUCCUCAAGCUCGAGGUGGGAAGUGCCUCGAGAUCUUCUUCCACGCCCUUCGGCGCUUGAGACGUCAUUGCAAGCACAAUCCUCUCCGCAGCGCCAGCUGCAGCUUUCGUACACAGCCGAGCCAUUUGGAUUCGCUGUAACAAGGAUUGCAACAGGAGAAACGCUAUUCAAUUCCACUCCUCCCGCCCAUCCGAGCGAAGAGGCGGCGUUCAACUCCAUGGUUUUCAAGGAACAGUACCUUGAAAUCUCCACGCAGCUGCCAAGAAAUAACUCCCUCUUUGGAAUCGGCGAGAGCACCCGCCCCGAUGGACUGCGGCUCACUCGCGGUAGAACCUAUACUCUCUGGGCAACGGACAUGGCUGCAUACACAGUGGACGUCGACCUCUACGGAGCCUACCCUUUCUACAUGGACGUUAGAGAAGGCGGUGCCACGCACGGCGUGCUGCUCCUGAACAGCAAUGGCAUGGACAUCUACGUCGGGCAGGAUCUCUUGACAUACCGCGUGAUUGGAGGCGUGUUGGAUUUUUACUUCUUCGCCGGACCAACGCCGCUUGCGGUGAUCGAUCAGUACACGAAGCUCGUAGGCCGGCCAGCGCCCAUGCCGUAUUGGUCUCUCGGAUUCCAUCAGUGCCGGUGGGGAUAUGACAAUAUCGAUGACCUCAAGGAUGUGGUAGAGAGUUACAAGAAGGCAAACAUCCCGCUCGACACUAUCUGGAAUGACAUCGACUACAUGGAGGCCUGCAAGGAUUUCACUCUGGAUCCCAUCCGCUACGAUGAGAAAAAGGUCCGGAACUUUGUGAAAGAGCUUCACGCCAACGGACAACAAUACGUCCUCAUCCUUGACCCUGGUAUAAGUGUGGCUUACAAAGAUUACAUCACGCUGGAGCGGGGCUUGAAAGAGAACAUCUUUCUCAAAAAUGAGUUCGGGAACAACUACUUGGCGCAGGUUUGGCCAGGCCCUGUUUACUUUCCCGACUUUCUUCACCCUAAGGCGGAUUCAUGGUGGACCACAGAGGUGCGAGACUUCUUCAACAAGGUGCCCUUCGACGGUCUGUGGAUUGACAUGAACGAAGCGUCCAACUUCUGCAGUGGGAAUCAAUGCUCCUUCACUCCAGAGAGCUUGACAGUGUUCGCCAACAAGAGCGACAGCAGCAACAACGAGUGUGUGUUGCAGUGCGUAGAGGGAGCUUCCCGCUUCGAUGAUCCCCCUUACAAGAUCGAUCAUGUCGGGAAAUACAGCAGCAUAGGCGAUAAGACGAUUGCGAUGACUGUGAAGCAUUGGAAUGGUGUCCUGGAGUACGACGCCCACAACCUUUACGGCUUGUCCGAGUCUAUUGUUACGCAGAAGGCUUUGACAACUGUGACGCAGAAGCGACCAUUCGUCCUCUCCAGGUCGACGUUUGUAGGCUCGGGUGCGCACACCGCACACUGGACUGGCGAUAACAAGGCCACCUGGGAAGAUCUGAAAUACUCCGUGGCGAGCAUCAUCAACUCCGGCAUGUUCGGCGUGCCUAUGGUUGGCGCUGAUAUUUGUGGGUUUGCGGGCAACACCACAGAGGAGCUCUGCAGCAGGUGGAUGCAAAUGGGAGCCUUCUAUCCUUUCUCCCGAAACCACAACGCCAUCGGAACCAUUCCCCAGGAGCCUUACAUUUGGGAGUCGGUCGCUGAAUCGUCAAGGAAAGCUCUUGGCCUUCGCUACCGUCUGUUACCUCAUUUGUAUACCCUCAUGUUUGAGGCAGCCAGGAGCGGUGCGCCAAUCGCUCGUGCUCUGUUCUUCUCCUUCCCCGAAGACCACAACACACUAGCUAUCGACCACCAAUUCCUGCUUGGAAGCAGCGUGAUGGUUUCCCCUGUUGUCGCACCAGGACACACCACAGUGGACGCUUAUUUCCCCAAGGGAACUUGGUACAAUUUAUUCGACUUCACCAAAAUCACGAGCACUGGUGAGAAGCACACUCUCGCCGCUCCUGCGGACACCAUCAAUGUACACGUACACGAGGGGCAAAUUCUGCCGAUGCAGGAAUCCCGUCUAACUUCCGCGGAGGUGAAGAGUACACCCUUCACUCUGAUAGUCGCAUUUGGCGAGUCUUCUUAUGCCACAGCCUCUGGCAAGCUGUUUGUGGACAACGGCGUGGACCAGGAGAUGGAGGUGCGAGAUGGAUCGUCGACAUUCGUGCAGUACUUCGCCGAGAGGUCUUCCUACGCAGGAUCUCUCGUGGGACGUGUGAUCUCUGGCGACUACGCCCUAGCGCAAGGACUGGUGUUACAAAACAUCAAGCUACUGGGAGUUUCUCACUCACCCAACUUCGUAACCGUCAACAACAACCGAAUCUCCUCACCGAAGCACCUGAAUUACGACAAGAAGCCAUCUUGUCUGGAAAUUUCGGGAUUGAACGUCACCGUGGGCCGAGACUUCGAGAUAAACUGGCACGCCGACGGGCUCAGACUCGCGUCGCAAUAAACGGGACUCGGAAUUGUGUCUCGUUCAACACUCGUUUUGUGAAUAUAUGCAUACCCUUGAGAGCAAAUUUUCGGCCCAGGAUGAUGCCACAACGCCGGAGGCCGCACGCCGUGAAAAACACCGCUAAACCCUAAACCCAUGUACAGAUUUCGGAACCCCAGUGCGAGCGUGGCUCGCAUGAAUCCGCUUCCCCUUUUGCAAAACCACCCAGAACGACGAGAAUGCUUGCGAAAUCAUCAAAGAUACAGAUUCUUAGAUGCCUCAGAGUCUUCAUUCAGAAUCUUUUAUGUACAAAUCCGGGUUAUCACGAUAUACUUUUGUAUUUAAAUGUAGAUUUUUUUAAUGGCUCUAUCAAACGUUUAUGAAUUUCCUCU